AUGUCUCUAAAAUUCGAUUGUAGUCGCGUUAGAAAAACAAAUUUGAUAGUUAUCUUCUGUACCUUACUUUUAGUAUGUUUUAAAUUUUGUCUUUCCUAUGAAGAACGGAAAGGCUCAUGUGGAAACGUGGUUGUACAGAGAGGUCGAAACAAGCCAGGAUUCCAUAGGUAAAUUUGUGCUUACUGAUUUGUGCUCUAUCUGCUCAAACUGUGAACUAUGCAUGCCUCCUACUGACUUUGCUGCUUACAUACUCGACGUGAUCUUUCCAAGAAAGGUUCUAAUCUAAAACAACACCUAAAUAGCUAAAUUUAGCUACUCUCUCUAAAGUCUUUCCGUAUAACUGUAUACAAAAAUUUGGUGAUUUGGCAAGAUUCUUAAUAAUAGGUUCAAUUGGCCCCCAGCUAUCAUCAACUAUCAUUGACUAUCGCGCGCUUUGAAUGUGUUUAAGUAUCACAUGAUAGUUGUUUAAAAUUUUUCCCUUUCGUGUUUUACCUGAUGGGCUCAGCAUGACCUUUAGCGCACAAAAUGGCAGAAAAGAAAGAUGGAGCAGUGUUGUUAAGUGCAGAGGGAAUAUUAAGCAAGUCAGGUAAUGAGACACGUCAAAUUACUAAAAAAGACAGGAAUGCAGAAAUAUGGAGCUAAAAACAAAUUAAAUAAAUAUCAAAAAUAAUCAUUAUCCUCCCCAGAAAGUCAACAAAGUUGACGAGAAAAACAGCUCUCCUUUUUCUACAAAAAAGCCAUGAUCAAGCUGAGUUUAGGCUAUUUGAUCAACGUGACCCUAAGUGGAUAUUAUGACAUCUGUUAACAUUUUCCUAAACACGAAGCUUGGGGACGAGGACUAGAGCUCCCAAGAGCAAACAAGGAAUUUCCGGUUCUGACUGUCAUGAACUCUUGUACACUAUCUUGAUCCAUUUGAUAGCAAAUUAGUCAUAGUGAAUGAUAGUUCAAACUAUCAUUGGCUUUCAUGAACUAUAUAUCAUGAUGUUUGUUCCCUGCAUUAGGGACCUUACUACCUAUGUGGAGUGGACAGUUUCAGGCAGCAGUCAUUCUGAUCUUCAGGAUUGCCAGCUAUUGUUAGUGGAAUACUUUCCAAGUGGUGUUUAUGUGGAUCCAGAUCAGAUCAAGAAUGAAGAGGAGUUUGGUGGUCCUGAGGUCAGAACUAGCUCAAAACAUUUCUAACAACUAAUGAAAAUUACUAUUAAAAAUCAUUUAUCAGUUAUUAAUAAUCUAACUUGUUUUAAUUUGGAAGCCUAUAUUUUGAUUUUCUACUGGUGUUGGGGUCAUGGUGAGGUUGCUUGUUAUAUAUAAUAAUCAUAAUAAAUUAUUUUUCAGGUUUUAAUCACAGAGGCUAUAAAUACUGAGGUGAUGGCACAUCAUUCCUCUCCACACAAGGUCUUUUUAUUUCCUAAAGCAGUGGUGAACUCAAGGUGGGUCAUGAGUUGACUCAUUGGCUACUGAUUGCCGUAUGUCCUUAAGCCAUAAUCUCCAGUUUCUUUAUGAGUGUUUAAAUUAGAGGGUGGGUGAGUUGGGGUGGCAGGGAAAUCUUGCACUCUCAGAUUGUUUUAUCCUUAUCUUGGUAAAACCCAAUAUCUCUACCUUAGUUAUAAAUAAAAAAGGGUCAAUUACCCCAUAGCAAAUGAAAAAAAUAUCGUGAUGCAAAAUUACCCAGGUUAAAAAAUUGUACCUAGUGAAAAAUUAGAUCUACCUAAGAAAAAAAAUUACCUGCAACAGAGAUAUUUUUUUUCCUUAGUUAAUCUUAGCAAGUCGAAUGUAUCUUAUUUUUUAGAAAUUAAUUUCUACAACCGUUAUAUAUUCUCUUUAAUAACUCAAAUGUUUUUUUAUUUUUAGAAUUACAAUUAUUGUAAAGCGCCAUUGAGCUCACAGAAAUGGUGCUAUAUAAAUUCUUGUAUUAUUAUUGUUAUUAAAAAAUCUAGGGUAGAAUAGUCUUAUUCUAAAUGUAAAGAAGCUCCUCACAGUGAAAGACACAAGCAGGACCCCACAGAGGGAGGGGCUGGGGGCCAGGUCCCCCCCCCCACCCCAUUUUUGAAAAAUAAUAAAACAAUGAAGUAAUAGAGAAAAACAGUAUUUUUGCUGGAAUAAGAAUAUCCAGAAAUAUACAGAGGACAUCAAUAGUUAUCAUUGUUUUCAUUUUUUGUGCAUAGACUGGGAUCCAUUUAUGUGAAUAUUAGCAUACCAAUUCAUCUGAGGUACCACAAAGCUGCUAAAAAAGAAAAAUUUGUCCCUGUUUCACUGUCCCCUCCAACAAUUCUUGGAAAAUGUAAUCAUGGUAAGUGUAUUAUUAUAAUCUAAAAAGUUGCUUUCUAUUGCUUUCUAUGUAGUGAAGAACCUAUGACUGUGCAAUGUGUGCCUGAAGAAUGCAUUCUGAGAACAGCCUGGAGAAUUUUUAUAUUUUGGAUAUUGGGCUUAAAGGGUAAACACAAGUCUAAAACCCAAUAAUUUGGGUUGGAACUUAACCUUUCAACUUUGAAGAGACCUCACUACUUUCAUUAUAAUUCCAGUGAUUUUAUUUCUGCAUUCUGUACUACAGGAAUGGACAAUUUUGCAACAUGGUGUGCAGGUGAAAUGAUCAAGGCUCCUUGUAGUGCAAGAAAAUCAUCCAGAUACUGCAACUGGAUCACACUUACUCAAGUUAAUGAGGUAUUUUUUUUAUUAUGAUGAGCAUUAUUUCAAUAACUAUUAUCAUAUUUAAAGCGAGAUGCACAGGUGUGUGCGCAUGAGGAUGUGGAUUAUUAUUUUCAUAAGCCCAUUCUUCCCCAUUCAGUAAUCUGCUUAUACAUGUACAUGUUAGCCCUGGUUCCUGUAAUUUAAACAGACUAUGGAGGUGACUCAAAACACUUUCCCUGAUUUCCAAUUCGAACAUUGCUUUCACGCUGGUAGUAAACACUUUUUCUCUUGGCAUUAUAGUAAAUGAAUGCAGCAAUGCUUAACAUACCCUUUAAGCCCCAAUAUCCAAAUACAAAUUCUCUGCACUAGUAUCCAUAAAUUGCCUUAUAGAAUCAGUUGAGAGAACUUGAUAAAAGAUCAAAGCAUUUCUCCUUUGUUCAUCAUUUUCUUAAUUCUCCCAACCUUUUCUCUUGAUGAUGUAUUGAUAUUGUUUGGAGAAAAUUGAUGUUGGUCACCCUGGGACUGAAAGGGUUAAGGUGACCAUCCCCUUCCACUUUGAACGCAAGAUACAUGAAAUAGAUUAAAAGUGGGAAGUCAAACGUGCCCACUAGUGAGAUAUGGAUGGAAAGUUCCAAAAAAAGGUUUUUUUCAAGAUCUGCGUUUCCACCACAACACCGUGACACCAUUGCCGUUUUGACAUUUCAAACUCUUGCACUUUAUAAAUUCUUGAAGAAAUUUAGAGGGGAGGUCAAACUACCAUGUAUUAUUAAGUCUAACAAUAGACCUUGGAGAUUAAGGAAGAAACUGUUAGGGCAGAAGGCUCAGAAAAUUUCCCUUUAACUUUUCCGCAACACUUUAUCAUACCUACACCAUUCUUAUCCAUGACCGACGACAUUUAUCCUCAACUCUCCAAAUUUGAUCUAUCCCUUUGAAAAAAAGUUCAACUGUUAUGUCAAAAUCUUAUAAAAUUCUGUACUGAUGUUGUGUCACGACCAAUCAGAAGCACUGACGCGUUAUCAAUGUGGACUUUCUUUGCUCGUUUCUCAGACGUCAUUUCGCGGGGAAACCAGGGGUGGCGUCUCGAAAUGUUGUCUGUUUUUCCCAGGCUAGUGUUUUUCUGACGAUACUGAUUUCUUAGAACAUUAUGUUGGUAUUGUUAUUAAGAAUUUUUGUCGUAUGUUAUGUAGGAGAAUCUCCUUGUUUUUCAAGUGCCUGUUGGACAAACUGAACACACCUUGCUCAUCACCAUUCUGACUGUUUUCUCAGCCAUAGCUGGAAGCAGUCUCCUAGUUUGGAACUCUUCGCUGAGCUCAUGUUGA
Messenger RNA from Porites lobata, 3944 nucleotides. The record is from the annotation of a GenBank genome assembly. NCBI's taxonomy places the organism in Eukaryota, Metazoa, Cnidaria, Anthozoa, Scleractinia, Poritidae.